Molecule: messenger RNA, 690 nt
Organism: Dichomitus squalens LYAD-421 SS1
Lineage: Eukaryota; Fungi; Basidiomycota; Agaricomycetes; Polyporales; Polyporaceae
Exons: 2
Coding region: 1-690 (229 amino acids)
Source: RefSeq, a predicted model, not a curated record
AUGCAGACUUUCAAUGCCCUCCUAGCUGUGCUCCUGGCCGCUCUCCAAGUGAGUGCGGGCCCUAUCACCGUGGCAAAGCGGGACGGGGUCACUUCCACGACAUCCCUCAAUCCGUGGAGCGAGCCCUCUGGUGCACAUAUAAUCACCCCUAGCGGACUGCCUAACGCGUGGCCGACCGGUGUCUCCUCGACCUCUUUCAUCCCGUCUUCCUCUGUAACAUCCCUCAACCCUUGGAGCGAGCCCUCUGGCGCACAUAUCAGCACCUCUAGCGGACUACCAAACGCAUGGCCCACCGGCCCGGACUCGAGCGCAUCUAGUUCGAGUGCGACUGCCUCUCCCACUCCUUUUUGCUGGCCUUUUCCCCCCUUCUCCAUUCUACCGUUCCCGUCGACCGCCUUCCCAUCAGGCGUAUCCAUCCACUGGCCUCCAUAUACUGUUGAGUGGAGCAGCGGUGCGUGGAGCUGGCCCACCUCGCUGCCAUCUGGUGUCGCCAGCUCUGCCGGUAGCGCGCCCUCUCUGUCUUUCCAACCCGGAGGACCGAUCAUUCCAGCCUGCCCAGUGGUGAUAUGCUACGCUAGCGGUAGCGAGGUCUUUGAGCCUACUUCUACGUGGGGCACAGCGUCUAGCGCUCCGACUACCUCGAGCUGGGUCAGCGCCACAGCUGCUCCUGCGAGCGAGACAAGUUCUUGA